Bactrocera dorsalis (oriental fruit fly) is the source of this 723-nucleotide messenger RNA. RefSeq names its product C-type lectin 37Db-like. Gene Ontology annotation, molecular function: carbohydrate binding. Gene Ontology annotation, biological process: biological process involved in interspecies interaction between organisms. The coding region runs from base 104 to 676 and encodes 190 amino acids. The record is from RefSeq and is a predicted model, not a curated record. NCBI's taxonomy places the organism in Eukaryota, Metazoa, Arthropoda, Insecta, Diptera, Tephritidae. The transcript is spliced from 3 exons. Gene Ontology annotation, cellular component: external side of plasma membrane.
UGGGUAUUCCAGCCUAUAUUCACAUUGUUCCGUGAACAAUCUUCGGUGUCGGUUGUGCUUGCUUGCAAAUACGGUGUUAAUAAACUAAUUAAUCAACGACGAAAUGGGCUUGACAAAAUGCUGUAUUUUAAUUUUGUGCUUUGCGGGCGUCUUAUCCAAUUCCAUUAAUAUUUCCAAUCCCGAUGAGAAUCAGACACAACCCUUCAUAGAGAUCGGUGGUAAAUAUUACCUAAUAAGUACUACUUCAACGAUGAAUUGGUUCGGUGCGAUGCUUUACUGUCGCAAAUAUGAUAGUGAUUUGGCUGUAAUUGAAUCGGAAGCUGAGAUGAAUACAUUGAGUUCCUAUUUAACCACGAAUGGUAACAUUGGUAAACAGUUUUGGUUGGGUCUUACCGAUUUGGCCGAGGAAGGUAAAUUUAUGUCAAUUAAAGACGGACGCCCAAUGCCUUAUGCUAAAUGGUCAUUCGGUCAACCAGAUAACACUGGUCGAAAUGAGGAUUGUGUACAUCUUUGGCCGGUUAAUAACAUUUUCCAUAUGAAUGAUGAUCAUUGUAUGGUUCUGCAUUAUGCCAUCUGUGAGCUGCGACAACCAAAGAAGAGUUGUGACGUGUGUGAUUUGAAAAAUUUUAUAGAAAAAUUCAUGCAAAAUACAAAUCUUUCAAACUGUCCAAAUUAGUUAAGUGGAAGUACCAAUUAUAUUAAUAAAAUCGUUGUUUCACAAUA